Molecule: messenger RNA, 4536 nt
Organism: Anopheles cruzii
Lineage: Eukaryota; Metazoa; Arthropoda; Insecta; Diptera; Culicidae
Gene: alpha-Cat
Product: catenin alpha
Exons: 10
Coding region: 203-2950 (915 amino acids)
Biological process (GO): cell migration; cell-cell adhesion
Cellular component (GO): adherens junction; catenin complex; actin cytoskeleton
Molecular function (GO): beta-catenin binding; structural molecule activity; cadherin binding
Source: RefSeq, a predicted model, not a curated record
CAUUGAAAGCCUCACCACUGGAGGGUGACUAAUUUCAUGUGAAUUUGCCGUUUUGUCAGAGAAGAAUACGAGUUGGUCUACGAGAGGAGGGGACAAACAAAAGACUGCGAUUGCAGGCGUAAGAAUCGGGUGUGAAAUUUUGUUGGGUGAUUUUAUUCGCAAAAGUGAGAGUUUCUCGUGAAAGAAACAAACGGAGCCAACGAUGGAAACGCUCUCAAACUUUGGGCAAGUGGCCCUGAAAUGGGACCCGAAAAAUUUAGAAAUUCGUACAAUGUCCGUGGAGAAAACGCUGGAACCACUGGUGCUGCAAGUGACAACGCUCGUCAGUACGAAGGGUCCGAGCAAAAAGAAAAAAGGCAAAUCGAAACGCGCCAGUGCCCUGGUGGCCGCAGUCGAGAAGGCAACCGAUAUCUUCAUCGAGCGGGGCGAGCAAAUCGCUUACGAAAAUCCGGACAUCACGCAGGAGAUGCUGUCGGCCGUGGAGGAGGUACGCAAAACAGGGUCCGCGAUGAGUAUUGCGGCCCGCGAAUUUUCCGAGGAUCCGUGCAGCUCGUUAAAGCGCGGAAACAUGGUUCGAGCCGCCCGCAACUUGCUGUCGGCCGUCACCCGACUGCUCAUUCUGGCCGACAUGGUAGAUGUCCACUUGCUGCUGAAAUCGUUGCACGUGGUCGAGGACGAUCUGGACAAGCUGCGUAACGCAUCUUCGCAAGACGAGCUGAUGAACAACAUGCGCCAGUUUGGACGGAAUGCGAACGAGCUGAUCAAGCAGGCGGCGAAGCGACAGCAAGAAUUGAAGGACCCGCAGCUGCGGGACGAUUUGGCUGCGGCACGUGCCGUGCUGAAGAAACAUUCGACUAUGCUGCUGACCGCGUCAAAGGUUUACGUACGCCACCCAGAGCUCGAUCUGGCGAAGGCCAAUCGAGACCACAUCCUGAAGCAGGUGUGCGAGGCCGUGCACACCAUCAGCGAUGUGGCGCAGGGAAAAUCGUCUCAACCGCAGGAUGUUUACGUCGGAGCCGGGGAGCUAGCGGCUGCGCUGGAUGAUUUCGAUGAGGGCAUCGUUAUGGACCCCCGAGCGUACAACGAAGUGCGUUCUCGGCCGUCGCUUGAAGAACGAUUAGAAAGUAUCAUCAGCGCGGCGGCACUGAUGGCCGAUGCUGAUUGUACGCGGGACGAGCGUCGCGAGCGAAUAGUUGGCGAAUGCAAUGCGGUCCGACAAGCGUUGCAAGACCUUCUUUCGGAGUAUAUGUCGAACAUGGGCACAAAGGAUCGUACCAUGGAGUUGGAGCGCGCGAUCAAGCACAUGUACCGCAAGACGAAGGAUUUACGGCGCCAGCUGCGAAAAGCGGUGGUCGACCAUGUUUCCGAUUCGUUCCUCGAAACGAAUAUGCCGCUUCUGGACCUCAUCGAAGCGGCUCGCAGUGGCAACGAGAAGGUAGUUCGCGAGCGCGCCGAUAUCUUCACCAAGCACGCGGAGAAGCUCGUGGAGGUGGCCAAUCUGGUGUGCAGCAUGUCGAACAACGAGGACGGUGUCAAAAUGGUGCGCUACGCAGCCGAUCAGAUCGAAACGCUCUGCCCGCAGGUAAUUAAUGCGGCCCUGAUUCUGGCGGCACGUCCCAACUCCAAGGUGGCGCAGGAAAACAUGGAAGCGUACCGGUUGGCGUGGGAAAACCAGGUGCGCAUUCUGACGGAAGCGGUCGAUGAUAUUACAACCAUCGACGAUUUUCUUGCCGUCUCCGAGAACCACAUCCUGGAGGAUGUGAAUAAAUGUGUGUUGGCGUUGCAAGAGGGUGAUGCCCUUGACCUGCGCAACACGGCCGGAGCAAUUCAGGGCCGAUCGGCUCGCGUUUGCAACGUUGUCGAAGCAGAGAUGGACAACUAUGAGCCGUGUGUGUACACGGAUCGCGUGCUGGAGGCCGUCAAGGUGCUGCGCGAGCAGGUGAUGGCUAAGUUUGCCCAGCGCGUUGAUGUGGCCGUCGAUGCGCUGUCUUCCAAUUCUCCCAAGGACGUGGAUGAGAACGAUUUUAUCGAUGCAUCACGUCUGGUCUACGACGGGGUGCGGGAAAUUCGCCGUGCCGUUCUAAUGAACAGGAGCUCCGAUGAAUUGGAUACCGAUACGGAGUUCGAACCAGUCGAGGAUAUGACCGUCGAGACGCGAAGUAGAUCGAGCGCUCACACUGGAGAUCAAACCAUUGACGAAUAUCCUGAGAUUAGUGGCAUCACAACCGCUAGAGAAGCGAUGCGCAAGAUGAACGAAGAGGACAAGCAGAAAAUUAUGCAGCAGGUCGAACUGUUCCGUCGGGAGAAGCUUACCUUUGACUCGGAAGUCGCGAAGUGGGAUGACACGGGCAAUGACAUCAUCUAUCUCGCCAAGCACAUGUGCAUGAUAAUGAUGGAGAUGACCGACUUCACGCGUGGCCGUGGACCGCUAAAGACCACGAUGGAUGUUAUUAACGCGGCCAAGAAAAUCUCCGAGGCAGGUACCAAGCUCGAUAAGUUGACACGCGAAAUCGCCGAUCAGUGCCCGGAAAGCUCGACCAAGAAAGAUCUUCUCGCGUACCUACAGCGUAUUGCUCUUUACUGCCAUCAGAUUCAGAUCACCUCGAAGGUGAAGGCUGAUGUGCAGAACAUUAGUGGUGAACUGAUCGUGUCAGGGGUAAUGUUGGACAGUGCGACUUCAUUGAUACAGGCGGCCAAGAAUCUGAUGAACGCGGUCGUCUACACGGUGAAAUACUCUUACGUUGCUUCCACAAAGUACACCCGCCAGGGCACGGUUUCGAAUUACUCACCGAUCGUCGUGUGGAAGAUGAAGGCCCCGGAAAAGAAGCCUUUGGUCCGACCAGAGAAGCCGGAAGAAGUACGGGCUAAGGUUCGACGUGCGUCUCAGAAGAAAACACAAAACCCCGUUCAUGCGCUCUCUGAGUUCCAAAGCCCCACUGAUGCGGUUUAAGUAUAUAACGCCGAUGCGUUAAAUAUAAGCUAAAUUAUUUUCCCAUUUCAAGCACACUCAACUACGGAAAAGACAAAACACCUCAGCCGCACAGGUUGUCUAACCUCGAUAGCAGGUUUACCACCGGUGCACCAUUGCAGAGAUAGAGUAGGUUUUUAUUAUUAAUAUACUGUUAAUAAGGAAAAAGAAUUCAAAAGCCAAUGUCACGGUGUUUGUUCGACGUUUGUGAUUAAACUAUCAGGUGGUGACCGAGCUUUAGGUAAGGGAGAGGACAGGACCUACACGAAUUGAAUUAAUGUUAAUCAAAAUUCUGCAACGAAUUGUGGUGCGAACCUACACAACCACCCACGCACACACUGUAAUCCCCCACUACAAGGCCUCUAUUUGGCAAAUCGUCAUUUUAUCAAUUUUUCAUAUUAAGUAUUUUUUAUUUAUUGUUUUCGCGUUAUUAUUCAUCCAUUGAAACAAUCUGAAGUUGUGAUUCGCGUAUGAUGGUGAGGACACAUUAAAAAGUCAAACGAAAGGAAUACGGAUGAAAUAAGGAGCGAAUGAAAGUCUCACUUUUAAAAUUUACUUUUAAGUGAAGUAUGUUUUAUCAGUAUUUUACACACACCACAUGAUUAUUACAAUUUGCACACAGGCGAGCGGCACACAGAAAAAUGAUUGCGCAGCGCAAAAGAAGGGCCAAAAAGGGCAACAUGCGAUGUGAGAUGUAACACGGAAAAUGUAUUUGAAAUGGAGCCAUGCGAUGGUGGGGUCUAUGAGGUAAAAUAGCAUCGCAGUUUGAAAUGUGUUUUGGAAAAGAAUGGUUCGCAGCUCACGCGUCGUCACAGAGUAUCUAGCUAAGAAUGUAAGCUUUUCCCCGUUUUCUGCUGCGAAUCGAGUUGAGUUGACUGGCGCAUAAAGUAGGAAAUCUCAACGCUCAAAAGUGAUGAACAAAUGAACUAAUAGUCUCCCGUUUACAGUCAUAGCAUUGCCGCGUUUUACAGUAACAGAGUACCGUUCGGAAGCGUUGUAAUCGGUCAUGGGUUGAAGAAAGGUUUGUUAAAAACUACAUUAUCUAACAUGGACGUACAGGAAGUUUGUUAGGGUUUACAAAGCCAGGAUUACUAGGACGACGCUUACGAAUACACUCCUCACCACCACCUGCAUUCUCCCAGAUGCAAUUCAUACUCCACAUUCGUUAGAAAAGUGUACGUAUAGCCAAUUCAAAAAUCGUGACCUAUAGUUUCCCGCAUACAUUUAUAUUACUACGGACAUAUGCUAUAUAUAUAUAUACAAAAUACUGUAUAACCAUAAUCCUUUAAUAGGGCGAAAAGGUGCAUUUUAUCGGAUGUUCAUGGAUGUCUUCACUUUUUUUGCGAUGGUUUUCGCAUUGGAGAAGACUUUGAAAAGAAACACGGAGGUUUAGCUCCAUUCCUCUCUCUUUUAAACAAAAUACAAUCCAUUUGGGAUCCCAUCGAAAAGGGACGCCUAUGCGUCAUGCGGGUUGAAGGCAGAAAAUGAGCAAGCGAAAUCUUCAUGACAGAAGGAAAUGGCGUCGAUAGUUGAUAAAACCGCUACCUACUAAAGGAACUAAAGGAAAA